This is a messenger RNA of Colletotrichum abscissum, 177 nucleotides long. RefSeq lists its product as uncharacterized. Gene Ontology annotation, cellular component: cytosolic large ribosomal subunit; ribosome. Gene Ontology annotation, biological process: translation. The record is from RefSeq and is a predicted model, not a curated record. Lineage: Eukaryota; Fungi; Ascomycota; Sordariomycetes; Glomerellales; Glomerellaceae. The transcript has 2 exons. The coding region runs from base 1 to 177 and encodes 58 amino acids. Gene Ontology annotation, molecular function: structural constituent of ribosome.
AUGCUGACAAGAUCCCCCGCGAUACAGAGCCACAAGUCUUUCCGCACGAAGCAGAAGCUCGCCAAGGCGCAGAAGCAGAACCGCCCCAUUCCCCAAUGGAUUCGCCUUCGCACCGGUAACACUAUUCGCUACAACGCGAAGCGUCGUCACUGGCGCAAGACCCGCCUCGGCAUCUAA